AUGCGUGGAUUUUUGGCCCUUUGUCUUAUUGCUGCUGCAUCAGCCCAAUACAACUAUGCUCCAAAUGGUGGAGCUAGUCUAGGUGGAAGCGGCUUUGGCGGUGGCAGUAUUGGAGGUGGAUUCAGCAGUGGCGGUGGACUUAGCUCUGGAGGCUCCUCCGGUGGAUACAGCAGCGGAGGUCAUAGCCACGGUGGAGGUCUGAGUCACGGUGGAGGUCUUAGUCACGGUGGAGGUCUUAGUCACGGUGGAGGUGUAAGUCACGGUGGAAGUUCUGGUGGUUUCAGUUCCGGUGGAUUCAGCUCAGGUGGAAGCGUCGGAGGUGGAUACAGCGCUCCAGCACAAACCAUUACCGAACUCAACAAGGAAUACUACUUGUACUCUGCUCCCGAAGAACAAGUCCAAUCUGGUGGACACCAACAAAGCUCAACAACAACAUUGAAGAAGAACUUGCGUGUUAUCUUCAUCAAGGCACCAGAAAACAACGCUGCUGCCAGCGCUGCUCUCCAAGUUGCCAAGCAAAUCACUGAAGAUCAAACCGCCAUCUAUGUUCUUACCAAGCAACCCGAUACUUCAGAACUUAGCCAACAAUUGCAACAAAUCUCUGAAGUUCAUUCGGCCAAACCUGAAGUUCGCUUUGUCAAGUACAGGACCGCUCAAGAUGCUCUCCAAGCUCAACGCACCAUUCAAGCUCAAUACGAUGCUCUUGGUGGAAGCUCACACAGCUCUGAUGAAGGUGUUGCCCCAGUUCUUAACUAUGCAUCAAGUGCACCAGUUUCAAGCAAUGCCGGUCAAGGUUCAGCUUCUCAAUUUUCGGGAAGUGUUGCUGUUGCUCCAUCUGGACCAGUUGCUGGUCCAGCACCACAAAAGUCAUACUUGCCUCCUGUUGUUGUUUAAAAAUGUGAUGUUGAUUUAUUGUUAUGAUGCGAGAGAGAAUUGUUAUUA
This is a messenger RNA of Episyrphus balteatus (marmalade hoverfly), 942 nucleotides long. Its product is annotated as glycine, alanine and asparagine-rich protein-like. Lineage: Eukaryota; Metazoa; Arthropoda; Insecta; Diptera; Syrphidae. The transcript has 2 exons. The coding region runs from base 1 to 894 and encodes 297 amino acids. The record is from RefSeq and is a predicted model, not a curated record.